Molecule: messenger RNA, 969 nt
Organism: Paramacrobiotus metropolitanus
Lineage: Eukaryota; Metazoa; Tardigrada; Eutardigrada; Parachela; Macrobiotidae
Exons: 2
Coding region: 44-598 (184 amino acids)
Source: RefSeq, a predicted model, not a curated record
AUACUGCAAACUACAAAACGUUUGUCAAAGACUACACAGUGAAAUGGUGGCUACAAUUCUCUUUGUCCUAGGCUGCAUUAGCAGCGCUUCGUUGGUUAAUGCUGGCGCUGCAAAAGCCAACAAAGGCUCUCAAGUCAUGACACAAGCCAACAAAGGCUCUCAAGUCAUGACACAAGCCAACAACGACUCUCAAGUUAUGACUGCCGGCUUCGACUGCGACGAUAAUAUCCAGGGCGGCAGUUGUGUUGCAUCUUGUUGGUACAAUGACUGGCAAACGCGUGAUAACCGUUGCGGCGGUGAUCGCGACAAGUUUAGCUUCAACAACGGAUUCGGACAAUGCUACUGCUGUCGCACACAUCACUUUACGCCCGUUGCAAUGGGACAGACGGAUCAGCCAGAGUCGAAUACCAAUGCAUCGUCCAUUCGUGUUCUCGACGCCUACAACUGCGACUCCUAUCUGACAGUUUCUGAACAAGGCUCUGCAUGUUGGUUCAAUGACUGGCAGCACCGCGACUCCCGAUGCCCCAAUCAAAACGAUAAGUGGAGCUUUGGGACUGUUUACGGGAAGUGCUAUUGCUGCCGACAUCCCUCUAAAUAGUCCAUUUUCCAUGUACAGCUCAUGCGAAUGCUCUAGCAUACGUACAUAACUUCAUGUACAAUUCGCCGCAAGCUUUGGGAAGUGGGUUGAAGACGCGCUUCGUGUGCAGAAAAUAUUCAAAUUUCAGCAACUUAAUUCUCUUCGGACCGGAUAAAAAUGCUUUUCCUAGUUCGAUCGCGAGCUUCAUUUACCUAACUACGUGUUAUGGCCUGAGCUGACAGUCAUAGUGUUAUGCAAAGUACUUUGUAGCAGUUAUUGCGUUAGCUGGCCGGUUACCGUAUGAAGUCUGUAUAAAUAUAAUCUAACUUAUGGGUAAAUUAUUUGUGCAUUUCGUUUGAACUGCUUCUCUGAGUAAACUGCUUUCUGCUGAA